AUGUCGUUGCUAUGCAAAUGUAAAUACGGAUGGCAAGAAGAGAAUUGUCUGUUACUUUCAUCAGCUAGUUACAAGGCAACACAAAGUAUGGGAAAAGAUUAUUAUCAAGUUCUUCAAAUAGCUCGAAGUGCCAAAGACAGUGACAUAAAAGCAGCCUAUCGUCGAUUAGCACUUAAGCAUCAUCCAGUAAAGAACACCGAUGAUCCAAAUAAUCACAAUAAAUUUAAUGAACUUUCGGAAGCGUAUGAUGUUCUCAGCGAUCAUAAGAGAAGAGCAAUCUAUGAUCAAUAUGGUGAUGAAGGUUUGAAAAAUGGGGUACCGAUGGGUUCAGACAGCAAAUGGAAUGAAGGUUAUGUUUAUCACGGCAAUUCCGAUAAAGUUUUUCGAGACUUCUUUGGUGGUGACAAUCCGUAUUCGGAAUUCUACGCAGCUGCUGACCAGGAUAGAAAUCUCGGUUUCGGCGGAUUGGAUGGUCGUGGUCGAAAGAAACAAGAUGCACCAAUAGUGCGUGAUCUUCUACUUUCCUUAGAAGAUUGCUAUCAUGGUGCUGUAAAAAAAAUCAAAAUUAGUCGACGAGUUAUGAACGAUGAUGGCAUUACAUCGAGUAUUCGUGAAAAGAUUCUUUCUAUCACUGUCAAACGUGGUUGGUUGCCGGGCACAAAAGUAACAUUCGAAGGCGAGGGUGAUCAAGGUCCAAACACAAAUCCAUCAGAUCUUGUCUUUACCGUCAAAGACAAACCACAUCCACAUUUACGUCGCGAAAACGCCGAUCUUAUUUACACAGCCAAAAUCAACUUAGGACAAGCUUUGACAGGUACAACAUUACACAUAGAACAUCUCGAUGGAAGAAAACUCGACAUUCCCAUCAAUGAAAUCGUCAAGCCAGGAUACAAAAGACGUAUACCAGGUCAAGGUAUGCCAUUGAUGUCUAAUCCAGAGAAAUAUGGUGAUUUAAUCAUUGAAUUCGAUGUUGAAUAUCCAAAUAGUUUGAAUUCUGAUCAGAAGUUAUAUAUCAAAGAAGCAUUGAUCAAUAAUCCACCGGCGAAAAAAGCGCAUCAUCAACACAAUCAACAGAAGAAGAAGCCGGCUGCAAAUAACGAUGAUGACGAUGACUAG
This is a messenger RNA of Adineta ricciae, 1116 nucleotides long. The record is from the annotation of a GenBank genome assembly. NCBI's taxonomy places the organism in Eukaryota, Metazoa, Rotifera, Eurotatoria, Adinetida, Adinetidae.